Molecule: messenger RNA, 2668 nt
Organism: Harpia harpyja (harpy eagle)
Lineage: Eukaryota; Metazoa; Chordata; Aves; Accipitriformes; Accipitridae
Gene: FXYD6
Product: FXYD domain containing ion transport regulator 6
Exons: 8
Coding region: 488-775 (95 amino acids)
Biological process (GO): regulation of sodium ion transmembrane transporter activity
Cellular component (GO): membrane
Molecular function (GO): sodium channel regulator activity
Source: RefSeq, a predicted model, not a curated record
GAAUUCCUGCUCUGUUGAGGGCCCCUUUCUUAUCGGCACUAAUCCAGCGCAGCAGCUGCAGCAGCUCUGUAGUGCUUGGUGCUAUCAGUGCUGUGCAGCGUGCCCGAUAACCCCCCUUCCUCUCCUGUGCCAGCAGCAAGCCCUCUUUGCAUUCCCGCACCAUGUAUGGCCACCGAGCCCUAUCGCCCGGGCGCCUAGUGACUGCCUGACAGCAGCAAAACACAAAGAAGCAGAGCCCUGUGCGCGGGCAAGCCACGGGCGGCUGGCAAGGCAGCGCCCAACCUGCCCCUGCACUCCGGAGCUCCCGGCUUGCUCCCUCGAAGGAAGCGCGUCCGCCAAGCCUGCUCCGUCCUGGCAAGAGGCAUCGCAGCCAGCGGGAAGGGGUGGCCGGGUGCGUGCGGUGCCCUGUGCCAGCUGGCAGGAUGGAGAGCAGCUGCUCCCCCGGCCCCUGCCCAUCGCGACACUUCGGGGCCAGUUAAUAGUGGCCAUGGAGGCAGUGCUGAUCUUCCUGUGCUCUCUGCUGGUGCCGGCGGCUGUGGCAGAUGUGGCCACGCCAGAGAAGGAGGAGGACCCCUUUAACUAUGAUUACCAGAGCCUGAGGAUCGGGGGGCUGGUGUUUGCCGUGGUCCUGUUCACCGUUGGCAUUCUCCUUAUACUCAGCAGGAGGUGCAGGUGCAGUUUCAACCAGAAGCCCAGAGCUCCAGGGGACGAGGAGGCCCAGGCAGAGAACCUGAUCACCUCGAAUGCAACGGGAGCACAGAAAGCAGAGAACUGAACAAGAGCCUUGCGACCCAGAGACCCGAGGACAGAUGCUCGGACCGCAGAUGCCAGUGGCCUGCGAGGAAACUGAAAUCACAGCAACAGGUCCCUCUAAGGAGAUGCGAAGCUGCUGUGUCUGUGUUACCCUCUGUACUUCAGCACCGGUUCUCUGUUUACUAACCCGACUAAACUCCACUCACCAUCCUCUCUGCCUCCAGUGGUGUGUAAUGUUGAUGUGAGAUGAUCGUUACCUCUAGGGCUAGUCAUUGCUGAUGUUGUAAUAGUGACUUUCUCUUCACCUUUCUCGUGCUGUGCGUGUGAUUCGGGCUGUGUACAACUGGCAAGUGCUCCCUGGAACGGGAGCCGCAGGGUAGGGCGGCGUGGGCCUGGGGAAGCCCCAUGUCCCCCCCCACCCACAGUCAGAGGCGCUCGGCACGGCCUGCACGGUACCGUCUGUGUGCUGGGCAGUGUCACUGGUGGGGGCUCGUGGUCCACCCCGGCUGGCUUCGGGCAGGGCUCGGGGACCAGUCCCGCAGUGCUCUGGGGGCCUGCCCAGCCUAAGCCUGGACCGCGCAUUGCAGUUUCAGCAAUAACCCUCCUGUGCGCACCCCCGGCCCGAAGGCAGCUGUGGUAGGGGGCGAGCCAGGUGGGGACAUCCCGCGGCUCCGCUUCCCUCGGUGGAGGCACCUGGGUGCUGGAUUUAAGGCUGAAAGGAGCUCCCCUUUCUUGCCUGCUUGCCACUCCCUGUUUCUGUCCCUGGCUACAACCAAGCCAUCGGUGUGGGUUGCUGCUUUAAAGGUGAGGAGAUGCUGUGGUGGCAGAGAAGCCCAUGAAAUCCCCUGGCACGGUGACACUGUGAAAGAGGGUGGCUGCGCAGCGGUGACCAUGCUAGCCAGCGCAAACCAGCUCCUUGCCAACGCUCUGCCUGCCCGUGAGACGGAGGUGGGCAGGUUAAACAGUCUCUGAGGGCUAAAGAGAAACAUGGACUGAAAUAAAGAUCCUGUCCUUGCUUGUCUCCAGCAGGGAAGGGGCAGCGGCGUUUCCUCCCGGUGCUCCCUGCCCUUCCCGAUGCCUUGUCGCUCCCUGCGCCGUGGCCCGCGACAUGGCCCCCUGCGUCAGUGCUGUGUAUCAUCCUGUGGUGGUUAUGUGUUGUCAGCCCCCCCGAUGCCAGCUGCCCCUUCUCCCUGCGGAGCAGCAGCUAGCAGCGGCGAGCGGUGCUCCAGGGCUUUGCACGCCUGAGCUCGCACAGCGGGGCUGAGCCCAGAGGCUAUCGUCACCUUGUGUCCGCUCAUGGGUUGGAGGCAAACCUGUGAAUCUGGCCCCUUCCCCACGCCCGUGGGCAUGCAAAACUGUGGCCUCAGCUGGGCCUGGGGACUGCCGGCUUGGUCAUGGGCGCUUGCCAAGGCAGGUCAGCCUGGGCAGCAGCGGGGGUCCCCAGGGUGCACUGAAAUGUGUCGGAGCAUGUCCACACAGCGGGAAGAGGUUCUUCUCCUCCAGAAUGGUUUUGAGAGGGGUUUCUGCUGUGUCCAUCCCGCCACGGUGGCCCUGCCUCCAGGGUGGGCUGUGUCCCUGCGUGGUUUGCGUCCUGCGGCGGUGCCGGGAAGCAUGCUCCGUCCCAUCUGCGCGAGGCAGAGACCCUGUCUCCAGUACCCUCUCCCCUUCCUCCUGGCCGUUGCAGAGAGCUCUGCUCGCCUCCGGCCUCCUUGCUGCCCUGCAGCCUUGGGCAGAGCAGACCCCGCGCAGCCCAGCCCCUGAGCGUCAGCUGUGUGCAUGUCCUGCGUCAGAGUGCCCGUGGUGUCUGUAGCGUGCCGUCGGUGUUAACUUGAAACAAAGAAAUCCCUGUGGUGUGUAGAAAUGGCAAAAUCCUGACUGUUGUAAAAUAAACUGACCUAUUGUGUUUCCUUUUAAA